Xyrauchen texanus (razorback sucker) is the source of this 1409-nucleotide messenger RNA. RefSeq names its product leucine-rich repeat-containing protein 59-like. The transcript is spliced from 8 exons. NCBI's taxonomy places the organism in Eukaryota, Metazoa, Chordata, Actinopteri, Cypriniformes, Catostomidae. The record is from RefSeq and is a predicted model, not a curated record. The coding region runs from base 145 to 1098 and encodes 317 amino acids. Gene Ontology annotation, molecular function: protein binding.
GCACGCGCGAGCAAUGACGUGGAUUUCCAUCAUUCGAGUUGAGAAAUCUGUGAACGCACUGCGCUCAACUAUUACACAUCACUGCAGUGAGAACGGACUGUUUCUAACCAUCUGCAACAAGCCAGUGAGGAACAACACAUCAACAUGAGUAAAUGCAAAGUUGAGAACCUUAAAGACAAACUUGACGGCAACGAGCUUGAUCUGAGUCUCAGUAACCUCACAGAAGUGCCAGUCAAGGAGAUGGCUGCACUUCCAAAGGCAAUAAUUUUGGAUCUGUCCUGUAAUAACCUCACAAUACUGACUCCAGAAUUCUGCAACUUGACUCACCUCAUCAAAAUUGACCUGAGCAAGAACCAGCUAGUCUGUGUACCGGAAGAAAUCGGAAAACUCCGUAAUCUCCAGCACCUGGAUUUAUACAACAACAAACUUAAAAUUCUUCCUGUUGGCUUUUCACAGCUCAAGAGUCUGAAAUGGCUGGAUCUGAAGGAUAACCCCUUGGAGCCGACCCUGGCCAAAGCUGCUGGGGAUUGCUUGGACGAGAAGCAAUGUAAACAGUGUGCAUCCAGGGUUCUCCAGCACAUGAAGGUUCUGCAGGAAGAAGCCGACAUCGAACGAGAACUUCGGCUUUUGAAAGAGAGGGAACAAGAAAAGAAAAAAGAAAUCAAGCAGAAAGAAAAGGAUGCCAGGGAAAGGGAAGCCCAGAAGAAGAAAAAAGCGGAAGAGAAAGAGAAGAAGAGACAAGAUUAUCAAGCACAGUUGGCUACUCUCGCUGCACAGGAACAACAGAAGAAAAAGAAAGAAGAGAAGAAAAAGAAAGUGGCUCAAAAUCAAGCUAAAAAGACAAAAUCAGAGUCUAUGCCCAAAGCCAAGCGGUCCUUCUGUUCCCUUUUCUUCACUCUCCUCCUAAAAGUCCUCCUCCUGGUCAUUGUGGGAGUGUCAAGCAUCUUGGCAGUUUGUCAAUUGACUGAACUGAGGAAGGAGGCUUUCUGUGUUCCACUUAAUGUGCACUUUGAGGAGACAGUGAGAUGGGCUCAGGGUCUGGAGGUCAUGCAGCAAAUCAUUCAGAAAGUAUCUGAUCUCCGAGCAUAUCGUGUCUGAUACAAGUCAGGAUCUGAGCUGGCAGGCGACGCAUGGGGACCAAGUCACAGACCUGUCAGCAAAAAUUCCUAUGGAAUUGUUUUCUCUUGUGUUGUCUUUUCAAUAAUAAUCCAUGUAAUAACUAUGGACCAGUUUGUGAAUUAAUGUCAUGCAUGUAUGUUUUUUAAACUGCCAAAACAGAACUGAAAAAUGACUUCAUGAUUUUCAGAAACUGUUAAUGAAUAAUAACAUUUGCCACGAUGUUGUAUAAUAAAAGAUUUGAACAUUUUUCAGAAGCUCACAUUUACUGUCGGUGUUAAAAAAAAUUGAUA